AUGAGAUUAGGACGCGAUUCAUUAUUUUCUUUAUUGUGUCUGCUUGCCAAUUUGCAAGAUGCGUUUGGUAAGAAACAGACGGUAUUGGAGGUGGAUGACCCAUGGAAGUUUGAAAACGAUACGAAACAUGUAAUUCCUGAUACAUCAGAAGCAACCUUUGGAGACAUUAAAUAUGUGAACGAGCGCAUAUCGCCAUUACUGAAAGACUUAACGGAGAAAUCUGAUUACAUGCGCUUCUACCGAUUGAAUUUGUUUAAUAAGGAGUGCAAGUAUAAAAUGGACGAUAAUGUUUUCUGCGGAAGUAACGCCUGUAAUGUAGUGAUUACAGAGGAAAGCAGUGUUCCAGAGAUUUGGAGCUCGAAAUCUCUUGGAAAACUCGAAGGGUUCAUGCCAGAGCUCUCACGUCAGAUCGUUGAAUCGGACCAAUCUGUGAUGGAGAAUGUAGACAAGAUUUCGCAAUCGUGUCUAUUGGAACGAUUAGAUGAUCAGGACCGUCAAUACUGUUACGUUGAUAACGAAUUGGAUAGUGGAUGCGUGUAUAUUUCUUUACUAGACAAUCCAGAAAGAUUUACUGGAUACGCGGCUCCACAUGCUACACGAAUUUGGGAAAUGAUUUACAAUGAGUGUUUGCCAGAUGAAUCCGAACCCACGAUAGAUUUCCCUUCCCUCUUUUUGCAGGGUUCUUUGGCUCCCCCACCACAUUCUCAAGAAAAGAUAUGGAACGAACGUAUGGAUAUGUGGAGCAUCGAGCAACGCGUGUUUUAUCGUGUGCUUUCAGGAAUGCACUCCAGUAUUUCUACGCAUUUAUGUUAUAAUUAUUUAAAUCAGUCAACCGGAGUUUGGGGACCGAACUUGAACUGUUUUAUGGAAAAAGUUUUGUCACAUCCAGAAAGACUUGAAAAUUUAUACUUUGCUUAUUCUUUGCUUCUUCGGGCUAUGGAUAAGAUGAACGGACACCUGGAUACACUUACGUUUUGUCAUGACAGUGCAUUGCAGGAUACCGAAGUUCGUCAUAAAAUCCGUGAUUUGGUAGAAAUGGUUGACAGACAUCCUCGGUACUUUGAUGAAUCUGUUUUGUUUACAGGAGAACCUGUACUUUCGUCGGCAAUGAAAAAGGAGUUUCGAGAGCAUUUCCGUACAGUAUCGGCUUUGAUGGAUUGUGUUGGUUGUGAACGCUGCCGAUUGUGGGGUAAAAUUCAGACGAAUGGAUUUGGUACGGCCUUAAAAAUUCUUUUCGAAGUGCCGGAUGUGGAGAACGAAAUUGAUCAAUUCGAAACCACAUCUACUCCUUUACAGUUACGCCGUUCUGAGAUUGUUGCUUUAGUAAACACGUUUGAUCGGCUUUCCCGCUCCAUCAACUAUAUUCAAAAGUUCCAUGAACUAUAUGUCGGUCAACAUCAACCCGAAUCCAGGUCUCGGAAAGUUUUGAACAGCGUGAAACAUUUUGUUUCUCAGCAUGUGCCUGUGGUCUUCCAUCCAUUCCUAAAAAAAGUGUGCUGGGUAGCACGGAUUUUUUACCAUGACUUUUGGAUGGAAUUUAGAGUUGUCUUAGAAGGAUUCCGUUAUGUCUUAUCCAGCUAUUUGCAGUUACCAAACGAUAUAUUCCUAGCAGAUGGUUGCCUUAAGAGACGGCCCAUUGUUGUUAGGAUGAAGCAUGAUCUGGAUGUACUCUUUUGGGAACAUAAUGAUGAAUUACGAAAGACCUUGAGUUUUAUACAAGGAUGGAUUCGAUAA
Molecule: messenger RNA, 1734 nt
Organism: Schizosaccharomyces cryophilus OY26
Lineage: Eukaryota; Fungi; Ascomycota; Schizosaccharomycetes; Schizosaccharomycetales; Schizosaccharomycetaceae
Product: ER oxidoreductin Ero1b
Exons: 3
Coding region: 1-1734 (577 amino acids)
Biological process (GO): protein folding in endoplasmic reticulum
Cellular component (GO): endoplasmic reticulum; endoplasmic reticulum membrane
Molecular function (GO): FAD binding; thiol oxidase activity; protein-disulfide reductase activity
Source: RefSeq, a predicted model, not a curated record